CUCGCACGGCCGAGCCCACCCGUGCCCGCCGUCACGCGUGGGAAGGCGCCGGGCUUUGGAGAGGGGGGGUCGGGGGGAGGCGCUCCCUCCUUAGCCCAGCGGCCGGCGCAGCGCGGCGCAGAGCGGCUCGGGGAGGCAGGCGGAGGAAGGCAGGAGGCAGGAGGAGGAAGGCAGGAGGUUCCCGACCCCCGAGCCGCCGAGGAGAAACCGUACGAAACCCGUCCCAGCCGUCGGGGGUCCUCUAGGGUCCCCUCGCAGGGCAGCGAGGAUGGCGAGGACCAUGAGACCCGACGACAUCAACCCCAGGACGGGGCUGGUGGUGGCUCUGGUCAGCGUCUUCCUGGUGUUUGGCUUCAUGUUCACCGUGUCCGGCAUCAAGGGGGAGACCCUCGGGGACAUCCCGCUGCUAGCCAUCGGGCCGGCUAUUUGCCUGCCGGGCAUCGCUGCCAUCGCGCUCACCAGGAAGACCGACGGCUGCACCAAAUGGCCCAAGAACAAGUGUCCGUGCUGCAAGCAAGGCAGGGACCGCGAUGUCAUGGAGCUGCUGAGGACACCGUCAGACCUCGAGUCUGGCAAGGGGAGCUGCGACGAGCUGGCCAAGAAGGCGUACCACAAGGACCGCAGGGCGCUGCGCGGUGAGGACUCGGUGUCCAUCUGCACCACCACCACCACCACCACCACGGCGGGGGAAUGCAAGAGCCUCAUCAGGAAGGUGGACCAGGAGGAGAUGCUGAGAUACCUGGAGAACUGCUACCCAGAGAUGCCAGGGAAUGUGUUUGCGGGAGAUGGUUCCAUGUACAGUGCCUUGGAGAAGAAGGGCUCUUCUCCCACCAGGGACAGUGAUGCUUGCCCAGACGUUGAAGACAACAUUUUUGUUGCUCCUAAGGACAGCAUCAUUGUCUGCUCUUACAAGGAGAACAGCCCUUAUGACAGAUACUGUUGUUACAUAAACCCUACUGGAGUCGCCUCAGACCAGGAGACCAUAGUGUGAACAAUGCAUACUUUAUAUAUAUGUAUGUAUUUAUACAAAAACUACAGCUCCAACUUCUUGAUAGGGGAUAAUAUAGCUGACUGCACUGCAUGGGACAAUCCUGAUACUAUUACAAUUUAACCUGGUAUGUGACUGAUACUCAAACCUUUUGUGCCUGAAAUACUCUUUCUGUAAGUAAACAAGCAUGUUUAAAGGUUAAAGAAUUCAAUUUUUCAUUUUGGGAAAAAAAAAAUCCAUUUUAAUUUUACUUUCUCCCCUCCUUUCCCUUUUGUUUUCUUGCUGCCUGUCGUACACAAGCCCAUAGACACGCUGGCAGGAGGUCAGCUGGGAGCAGGAGCUAGGUCAAAACUCUGUAGCUAUCUGUAGGAAACUCUGUGGUGCUCUGAGUGCGUCCUGGCAAUAGUGUCACCUUGCUUUUGGGAGGGAUUGAGAGGUGCCUGUGUGCCCUCAACAGCUGGUCAAUGUUAGGGAGCCAGUUUGUCUCUUCCUUCUCCUUCCUGGCAGGAUUUUAUUCUUCUCUGUUUCAAAGCGUCGACCCUGUGGGCUCUUCUGGAAGUCUCCUAGGAGCUAGUUGAGCCUAGGGGAGAUUUCAAAGACUAAGCCGUCACCGAUGGCAUGAAAAGUACAGGUUUUAGCUCCAUUCCUUACCGGUAUUGAGUUCACUGGGACGUGUAUAACACAUUUGGAUUUUGAAGGCAUACUUUACAAGGGGAUUACAACAUGAUCAUGACACAGUUCUUGCAAAUGUCAUUGGACUCAGGAUCUUAAA
Oxyura jamaicensis (ruddy duck) is the source of this 1760-nucleotide messenger RNA. It is a transcript of the gene TMEM215, whose product is annotated as transmembrane protein 215. The transcript has a single exon. The record is from RefSeq and is a predicted model, not a curated record. The coding region runs from base 269 to 991 and encodes 240 amino acids. NCBI's taxonomy places the organism in Eukaryota, Metazoa, Chordata, Aves, Anseriformes, Anatidae.